GUUUGAUAAAAAAUAUUUUUUUCAAAUUAUUUUUUUUGUUGACCGUGUCGACUGUCGAAAAAAGGCAAGAAUAAUUUGUUUCUUCGUCUUAAGAUAAUUAUUUCAAGAGUUAUAUUUUUCUGCUAAAAUAGAGACUACUAGAAAUUUCAUACUUUGACCGUCUGCUCCUGUGAAAUCUUGAAAAUGGAGAAGAAAAAAAUCCCCAAAGUUGCUAAAGUAAAAAAUAAAGCACCGGCAGAAAUUCAAAUCACUGCUGAGCAACUUCUCCGUGAAGCGAAAGAACGUGAUUUAGAAAUUGUUCCUCCGCCACCCAAACAAAAAAUCUCUGACCCCGAAGAAUUAGCUGAUUAUCAAAGAAGAAAGCGCCGAACAUUUGAAGACAAUAUCAGAAAGAAUAGAGGAAAUAUAAGUAACUGGUUAAAAUACGCAAAAUGGGAAGAAAGUCAGAAAGAAAUUCAAAGGGCAAGAUCUAUUUACGAACGAGCUUUAGAUGUAGACCAUCGAAACAUAAAUUUAUGGUUCAAAUAUUCCGAAAUGGAAAUGAACAAUCGUCAAGUAAACCAUGCGAGAAAUAUAUACGAUCGCGCUGUAACUAUCUUACCCAGAGCUAAUCAAAUAUGGUACAAGUAUACGUACAUGGAAGAGAUUCUCGGAAAUAUAGCUGGAGCACGUCAAGUUUUUGACCGGUGGAUGCAGUGGAGACCUGAUGAGCAAGCUUGGAUGACAUACGUGAAUUUUGAAUUACGAUAUAAGGAGAUAGAUAGAGCUCGAGAAAUAUAUAAUACCUUUGUUGUCAUUCAUCCGGCGGUUAAAAACUGGAUUAAAUAUGCAAGGUUUGAGGAAAAUCAUGGCUUUAUCAGAGGAGCUAGAGAGGUUUACGAUCGGGCGUAUCAGUUUUUUGGUGAAGAUCACAUGGACGAAGAAUUUUACAUAGCGUUUGCUAAAUUUGAAGAACGGCAUAAAGAGUAUGAAAGAGCUCGUGUUAUUUAUAAAUACGCGUUAGACCGUAUACCUAAAGAAAAGGCUCAAAAUUUGUACAACGCUUAUUCUAUAUAUGAAAAGAAAUUUGGCGAUAAACGUACAAUCGAAAACGUCAUUAGUGGGAAAAGAAAAUUCCAAUAUGAACAAGAAAUUCAAGCAAAUCCUAUGAAUUAUGAUGCUUGGUUUGACUACCUGGAAAUAGUAGAAAGUGAAAGUAAUUUUGAAGUAAUUCGUGAUAGUUAUGAAAGAGCAAUAGCAAAUGUGCCUCCGGUGAAGGAGAAACAGUUUUGGAGAAGGUAUAUUUAUUUAUGGAUCAACUACGCCAUUUUUGAGGAACUGACUGCAAAAGAUGUAGAGAGAACUCGACAAGUGUAUUUAGCUUGUCUAGAAAUAAUUCCACACAAAAAAUUCACUUUCGCUAAAAUGUGGCUUUACUACGCAACCUUCGAAAUUCGUCAAAAGAAGUUACCAGCUGCAAGAAAAGCAUUGGGCAAAGCUAUUGGAAUGUGCCCGAAAGAUAAGUUAUUCAAAGGAUACAUCGAAUUAGAAUUGCAAUUACAAGCAGUAAACAGAUGCAGGAAGCUGUACGAGAAAUUUUUGGAAUUUAAUCCAGAAAAUUGUUCCACUUGGGUUCAGUUUGCCGAACUUGAAACCUACUUGGACGAAAUUGACCGCGCCAGAGUAAUUUAUGAAGAAGCAGUGAAACAAUCGCAACUGGAUAUGCCCGAUCUGCUAUGGAAAUCAUUCAUUGAUUUUGAAAUCAGUCAAAAUGAAUUAGAAAAUGCAAGAAGAUUAUACGAAAGAUUACUUGAGAAGACUGCUCAUUUUAAGGUGUGGAUGAGCUAUAUUCAAUUUGAAAUCACUAACAGCAGCGAAGGUGAUUCGAAAGAAUUAGCUCGCAAAGUAUUUGAAAGAGCUAAUAAUUCUUUGAAAAACGUUGGCGAAAAAGAAGAAAGAGCGAAAUUAUUGCAGGCGUGGAAAUUAUUCGAAAAGGAACACGGAGACGAAGAAACUCUCGAAAGAGUAAAUAAAAUUAUGCCGAAGAGGGUCAAAAAACGUGUGCAUUUCGUAUCUGAUGACGGAAAGGAAGAAGGUUGGGAAGAAAAACUUGUUUUCGUCUUCCCUGAAGAUGAAACCUCGAAACAAAAUAUGAAAAUAUUGGCACAGUCCAAGUCAUGGGCGAAACAAGUCGACGAUUUUGAUUUUUAAGAUUAAUUUUUUCAAAGUAACUUCUGUCUCUUUUGUAUAAUAUGUAAAAUAAAUCAUUUUUUUUGUA
Molecule: messenger RNA, 2257 nt
Organism: Planococcus citri (citrus mealybug)
Lineage: Eukaryota; Metazoa; Arthropoda; Insecta; Hemiptera; Pseudococcidae
Product: crooked neck-like protein 1
Exons: 13
Coding region: 184-2190 (668 amino acids)
Biological process (GO): spliceosomal complex assembly; mRNA splicing, via spliceosome
Cellular component (GO): post-mRNA release spliceosomal complex; U2-type catalytic step 2 spliceosome; precatalytic spliceosome
Molecular function (GO): protein binding
Source: RefSeq, a predicted model, not a curated record